UGGAGACUUGAUGGCUGGUGUGGGUAGUUUGCGUGGUUUGCAGGCUCAGAGCCGCCCCGGGGGGGGAGGGCACAUCUCGCACGCCUUCUCACGCUUAGACCAGUGGAGUGUGCGAGUUUGGUUCGGGAGUGUGGGUUUGGAUUGGUGGUGUGUGGGCUGUAUGUAGGUAGUGGUUCUACCAUGCUUUGCUGCUGCACGUCAUCCCAUUUCUCGCCGAUGGUCCUGGUCUGGGGUGACCGAAGAGAAGGGUGCGAUGGUGACUUUGAAUAGCAGACCCUUUUUUAAUUUUUUGAUAUCGCACUGGCUUGGGGAGCGUGCAGAGAUUACGUUCUUCCUUGGUUGUAAUUUGGCUAGAUGUCUAAGCCAUGGGGUUUACUUCAGCUGGUGUGCAUUAAACGAUGAAGAUGACUUUCCCUCUCCCGUCCUCAGCAGUGAUUACUUAGACCCUGCAUGUCCUCCCUUUCGGAGCGGAUUUGAUCGUGGUGGAUCAAGUUCGAGAUGGAGGGUAGGGCCACUGGGGGUGAUGGAAUGUCAGAUUGUCACUGCAGAAAUUCCAAUGACGGUAGUGUCCACCGUUCCCCCGUUCCUCCUCCUCCCCUCUCUCUCUCACUCUGAGUUACACAAGAAGGGUAGGACGAGGGAAAAUGAUUUCUUAUGGGGGGGGGGGGAAGGUGAUGAAAGGGAGAAGAUGACGACGAGGAGAGAGUAUGUGUUUCUGUUGAGGGACGAAGGACAGGCAACACAUGUGACGGUAUGACGAGUUCAGGGUACCGGUAGAGAAGCCCGGGUGUGAUACGAAAAAAGCCACACCUUCACCUUUGUUUGUCACUGCGGAUGUCUCGGUCGCCUGCCUCGAGGUCUUGGUGUGCUUAUUAGUCAUUAUUUGGUUGGAGAAUGGGCAGACAGACUCACAUGUCGAUGAGGGCACAAACACCC
This is a messenger RNA of Colletotrichum phormii, 936 nucleotides long. RefSeq lists its product as uncharacterized. The record is from RefSeq and is a predicted model, not a curated record. The transcript has a single exon. Lineage: Eukaryota; Fungi; Ascomycota; Sordariomycetes; Glomerellales; Glomerellaceae. The coding region runs from base 254 to 757 and encodes 167 amino acids.